Messenger RNA from Pongo pygmaeus (Bornean orangutan), 1578 nucleotides. RefSeq names its product family with sequence similarity 174 member C (gene FAM174C). Gene Ontology annotation, cellular component: extracellular region. Bases 732 to 1142 code for a protein of 136 amino acids. The record is from RefSeq and is a predicted model, not a curated record. The transcript has 3 exons. NCBI's taxonomy places the organism in Eukaryota, Metazoa, Chordata, Mammalia, Primates, Hominidae.
GUGGUUUAGGGGGGUCUGUCGGCAGAGCGGGGCCACUGGAAGAAAAAGCCUGCGGACCUCGGUUCGGCUCAUGAGCAGGACCCGACAGAGAAGACUGCAAGGGUCACUGUCCGAGCAGUGACCGCGGGGGGCUCGCCACUGAGGGGGUUCGCAGCAAAGAGACUGCAGUCCCGCGGGAUCUGAGGCGCACUCGGCUUCGGGGGAGCGGCGGCCGCGCAGACGCUGUCAGGCCCCGUCUUGGGCCGAGCCCCGGGUUCCCUGCAGCAGGCUGGGGAGCGGGGAGCCGCCUUCCUGGGCCCUGGACAUGGCCGAGGCGUCCUCAGUGUCCGUGAGGUCGGGGCAGGAGUGGCGGGGGCCGCCCCGAAGCGGGUGGGAAUGAGCGGCCCGAGGUCCUGAGGUCGGGGUCCGCCCCGUCCCCCCGCUGCCAGCCCGAUUUCCUCGGAAGCCGCGCCCCCCCACGCCGGGCUGGCAAUCCUGGGCUCUGCCUGCUGCGCCUUGCCGGGGCUCCCACGGGCGGGCUCCGGGCCUCCAUCUUGACCCCUUCGAGCGGGUCGAGGAAACAAGCUCCGCGGCGGGCGCGCGGGGCACUGUGGGAAGCGCCGGGGCUCUCCAGGCGGAGGCGGGGCCCAGCGUCAAGCUCCGCCUCCGCGCCCCAUUGGCCGGCAUCACCUCCGCGCGCCUGACUGACAGCGCGCAUAGGGGCGGGGCGCCGCCACCGCUUCCGCCGGGCCAUGGGGCCGCGCGUGCUGCAGCCGCCGCUGCUGCUGCUGCUGCUACUCCUGCUCCUGCUGGCGCUGCUGCUGGCGGUGCUGCCGUGCGGUGCCGAAGAGGCCUCGCCGCCGCGCCCCGCGCAGGUCACGUCGCCGCCGCCGGCCGUGACGAACGGGAGCCAUCCGGGCGCGCCGCACAACAGCACGCACGCGCGUCCGCCGGGGGCGUCGGGCUCGGCGCUGACGCGCUCCUUCUACGUGAUCCUGGGCUUCUGUGGCCUGACCGCGCUGUACUUCCUGAUCCGGGCGUUUAGGUUGAAGAAGCCUCAGCGGAGGCGAUACGGCCUCCUCGCCAACACUGAGGACCCCACCGAGAUGGCCUCGCUGGACAGCGACGAGGAGACGGUCUUUGAAUCCCGGAAUCUGAGAUGAUGCUGAGCCAGGGAGGCCAUGAGGGAAGGACAGGAGAUGGGGCCCACCCCAGUGCCCAGCAACCCCCUGCUCCACUGCUCAUUCCCCUGCUGGCCCCGGGGCUGGUCUCACCCAGUGCCAACCCGAGAGCUCCUUUUGGAACCUGCACAGCCCGCCCGCCUGUUGUCACCUGCACCCACCGCCGGACCAUGCAGCCUCGCCUCCUGGAUGCUGCCCCAGCCUGGCGGAGGGUCCCAGGUGAAGACCGGAGGGACCCCAACAGCCACUGCCCAGGACGCUGAGGCUCCCUUGCCUGACUGUGACUUGUGCCUCUCUCCUGUCCCCGUGGGGACAUGGCAGCCCAGAGCCAAGGCUGGGUGGGCACGUGACCCAAGGAACCUUUCUGGGAACACCUUCUUGCCGGGCUGGGAACAAUAAAUGCAGCCAUGUCUCUGCA